AAGCAUUUAUUCAUAAUGUUGCUGAUCAGCAACUUAAUCUCAACAAUUGUGACCGAAAGCUCCCCCCACUUUCAUGUACACGACUGGCACGAUGGAGCAGCGCAAGUGGCAUAUGCAACUCAAUGAGGGACGCGAGAGCGACUUGCCGCACAGACUCGAGCCCAUCGGCUACGUUAAGGGUGUCUCGGCCGACAAGGACUCGACUGGAGCAGUCGCCAUGGCUGCAACGAACACGUCAGAGCUCAAGAAGAAGCGCGCGAUGGAGAUCGGUAUGGCUCCAUUCAAGAGCCUCCUCCAGACGGCCUUCAUGAUGUGGAUGAGUGGCAACUCCAUCAACAUCUUCAGCAUCAUGAUCACCGGCAUGAUCGUCAUGAACACUGCCAAGUCGCUCUUCAACAUGAGCAAUGCUUUCGCGUCCGUGAACGACGGUGUGAUCGACUUGACGCAGCCCAAGGCUGUCUACAUGGCCGGAAGUUUGGUUGGUGCAGCUAUGGGCGUGUACAAAUGUUCCAACAUGGGAUUGCUGCCCACUACGAGCGCCGACUGGACGUGGCUGCUGCCAAUCAAGCAAGCAGUGGAGACCUCUUCGUUCGCCCACAGCCUCGGACAGUAGCAGCAAAGGUAAUCUAUGGGGCUAACUUGAAGCACAGUCAAUGAACACGCGAUGUAAGUUAGCAUAACUCAUUAGCUAUUCAAUUAGUACACGUAACUGCAGUAGAAUGAGGAAAACUACCCGCCGACAGACGACAAAACUCAGCGUGGUCACAUAUCCCUCUCAAAAAAAUCACUACAAAGCUAGCUGCGGUUAAUACUCCCACUACGACCUCCACACAGCCAGCUUUCACUGCUGCUCAUGUGCUUCUGCAAAAUUGAUAUCCUCUCCAACCGAAGAGGUC
Messenger RNA from Phytophthora nicotianae INRA-310, 896 nucleotides. RefSeq lists its product as hypothetical. Lineage: Eukaryota; Oomycota; Peronosporomycetes; Peronosporales; Peronosporaceae. Gene Ontology annotation, biological process: protein folding in endoplasmic reticulum. The transcript is spliced from 4 exons. The record is from RefSeq and is a predicted model, not a curated record. Bases 74 to 613 code for a protein of 179 amino acids. Gene Ontology annotation, cellular component: EMC complex.